AUGGUUAAGCAUUACGAAUUAAGCAAAGUGUUGCGCGUGACAAAUAUUUUACCAGAUAUAUUAAGAUCACAAAUGCGCCAAUUUUAUGAAGAUUGUGUUAAUGCUCAUUACGAAUUGAGUAAAGUGUUGCGCGUGACAAAUAUUUUACCAGAUAUAUUAAGAUCACAAAUGCGCCAAUUUUAUGAAGAUUGUAGCAAAGAUAUUUAUAUGGUUAAGCAUUACGAAUUAAGCAAAGUGUUGCGCGUGACAAAAAUUGUCAAGAUCCGUAAGAUCACAAUUUAUACUAUCAUGUUCCAGAAUAAGUGUUUUGGCAUCAAUUGGAGAAUGCCUCCGAAACGAACUCUUACACAAGAGGAGAAAAAUGCAAAAGCUCAAAAACAACGAGAUCGAAGACAAAAUGAAUCUCCUGCCGUUAGAGAGAAACGAUUGGCGCAACAACGAGAAUAUGAUCGUGAGAAAGCUGCGCAAGCUGACUUUGUGCCCCCGGUCCAGGAAGGAGAACCAAACGAAGAUGAAGCAGACCAGCAACAAGACAUGGACGGGCUCGGAGCACCUUUAGAGGAGCCAAUGGAAACAGACCAGCAACAAGACAUGGACGAGCCUGGCGUCCCUUUAGAGGAGGCUACUGAGGAUCUAAACGAUGAAGACAUUCAACCACACGCUGAAAUAGUUCCGGUAGAAACAGAAACCGAGCGUGAAUAUCGCGAGGAAUUCUUGAGGGAACUUCGUCAACAAACAAGACAAACUCGAAUUGCCAGAACUCACCGAUUGGAUCAAAGAGAAGUAUUACGUGAAGACAGUAUUCCCACUCAUGACUGUGGUAGGAUGGACUGGAAAUGCGGAUACUGUCACGCUCUCCAUUUCAAAAAAGAGAUGUCAAGCGAUAAAAAGUUCUCUAAUUGUUGCAAUAAAGGCAAAGUUAGUCUCCCUGAUCUAAAGGAAUGUCCCGAAUUUCUCAAAAGCCUUUUGACUAACAGUCACCCACAGGGACCAUAUUGCUGUCGUAUCCAUGGAAUGGUGUACCACACGACGAGCUCUGUUGGUCAAGAUUCACAUACCCCACGAUAUGCUGAUCUUUACUUCAUGGAUUCGGCUCAGGCGACAAACAUCCGACUGCACAACGAGGCAAAUGCAGGCUGCGAGCGAUUGGGGAUGAUUGCAUUGGACACUAUGCUUCGCGAAGUAAAUCCAUACGCGCAUUUGUACAAAUCGAUGCACCAACUCUUUGAAGAAGAACAGCGGAAUGCCGUAGCUGAUAAUAGAGAACAAUUUGCUGUUUCAAUGCUAAUUCACAAUGACAAAAGCCAAGAUCAAAGGCGAUACAAUAAUCAAACAAAUAAUGAGAUUGGUGUCGUUUUCAAAAGCGUUGAUGGAGCUCCUCCUUCAGAUCGAGACAUUCACGGCCAUCUUCUGAUUCUGACAAGAGGACGGAGAUUCAUCCAAAUUGACCCAAACAAAUCAAUGUGUGACCCUAUGAGCUGUCCCUUGCUCUUUCCAAACGGUGACAGCGGAUGGAACCCAAACAUUAUUUACAGAACGAAUGAUGAACGAAGGGAAGCAGAAGGAGAAAACGACAAAGAAGAAGAUCCAGAUGUGGUAUCCAAUGAAAGGGGACCAGGAGGUGAAACUACAACAGAGGAGGCUGAGGAUCAAGAAUUUGAUUUUGAAGAAACGGUGGGUGAUCACGAAGACCAAAGCAUAAAUAGAAGACGUGGCAAAAGGACAAGAGUCACGCAAUGUGAUUAUUACCUCUACCGGAUUUCUAUUGGGGGCAAUUUUAACAUCAUCCUUUAUUCUGGACAGCUUUUCCAGCCUUAUUUGACGGAUUCCUUCAUUAAGACGGAAGGAAACCGACUUAGAUAUCUACAAGAACAUCAGGCCGAUCUACACGUAGCCCAAUACAACGGCCUGAUGGACUUUUUAAACAACAGAGCGGAAAGAGAAAAUCUUACCGUAGGAAUGACCUACAUUCUGCCAUCAAGUUUCAUAGGAAGUCUUAGGUUCAUACAGCAAGCAUAUCAGGACUCAAUGGCCAUCUGCGCGAAAUUUGGAAAACCGACCUUCUUUGUAACAUUUACGUGUAACCCAAAGUGGCCAGAAAUCACAAACAGCAUCCCUUGGUACCACUCUGCUUCAGACAGACCUGAUGUCGUAUCAAGAGUUUAUAACUUGAAGAAAAAUGAGAUAGUCGAAGACAUUCAAAAACGUCAAAUUUUCGGCGCAGUUAUUGCAAGAAUUCACGUUAUCGAAUUCCGGAAGCGUGGACUCCCUCAAUGUCAUAUGCUCAUCUGGAUAGACAAACCCGACAUACCCAGAACAUCAGCCGACAUCGACCAAACUAUUUGUGCAGAAAUAUCUGAUAAGGAAACCCACCCAAGGCUUUUUGAAAUCAUCAUGUCCAACAUGAUUCAUGGACCGUGUGGGAAAGAUCUCAAUGACAAAUCACCGUGCAUGGAUGAUGGCGAAUGUACCAAAUCCCUCCCAAAAGAAUUCGUUCCUAAGACUGUCAUGAGCAACAACGGGUUCCCUACGUAUCGCAGAAGAGCUGGACAAACAAAUCCAUUAAAGCGGAACAACAAGAUUUAUCAGGUGGACAACAGAUGGGUUGUCCCUUACAAUCCAUACCUAUGUUUGAAAUACAACGCGCACAUCAACGUCGAGUACUGCGCAUCCAUCAAAAGCAUGAAGUAUCUUUUCAAAUACGUACAUAAGGGGUUCGACUGUCAAGGAACCAAAACAAUCACCGGGACACAAGGUGCCCAAGGUACGCAAGAACAAGGUGCCUAA
Messenger RNA from Daphnia pulex (common water flea), 2787 nucleotides. RefSeq lists its product as uncharacterized. Bases 1 to 2787 code for a protein of 928 amino acids. Lineage: Eukaryota; Metazoa; Arthropoda; Branchiopoda; Diplostraca; Daphniidae. The record is from RefSeq and is a predicted model, not a curated record. The transcript is spliced from 11 exons.